UCUUGUUUUUAUUGGUUUUACACGGUAUUUGGGUAUUUAUUUAAUGCAAAAGCACGCAAAAGAGCCGAGGAACAACAGGUAACAGGAAUGAGUAAGAGGUAUAGAAGGUAGCUGGUAGAGCGUAAGAAAAAGAAGUGGUCAAAAAAAGUCGAACAGUAGUUGAUUAGAGUUUUCAAGAUUAUCAGAAGUAGAGCGAAAAGUUCGGUUGUUCGCUGUUCUUGUUCUUGAUACAAUUAAUUUCUAUUAAAUUCUCUGUAAGAGAAAAUUAUAUCGAUGGACGACACUGCGGACUUGCGAGGGCGAGAGGCGAUGCUACCUAACCACAGCGAUAUUAGCGGUAGUAAUGUUGCGUGCUCCAAUGUAAACAUGACUUCGGUAGAUUCGGGAGUAGAGACUGGGAACGAUUCGAACGAUAGCUCAAUCGUCCAGCAGGAAGGUCAACAACAGCAGGUUGUCGCUAACCAGGUCAUCGGCAACAGUGUCACAACCGUCAGCACCAACUCUGUUGAAGAAUUUCCCAAUCUGAAUAUGUACGACUGGCGUGCUUUAAUACAGCCUCUAUUAGUCCCUGAUGAGAGCAAACGGAACUCGCCCGAGGUUACUGUGAUGUUGCAAAAGAACAGGCUACUUACAAUCGACGCCGAGGCCUUAGAAAUAAUACGAAAUAAACACAGGCUUCAUUUUUACCGCCCUAAGAUAAGAGUACGUGUCCUUCGUGCAUACAAAAAUACAAAUACCCAAGCUUUAGCCUUCAGUGAUUGGCGAACUAAACGUAUUCAACAAAGGAUGCGGUUGGCUGCUACCACAAAUAAUGUAUCUUUGAUGAAAAGACUUUUGGAGUUUGGGAUAUCACCUAACAAUCACGACGAUCACGGACGAACUCCCCUUCAUAUUUCAGCUUGCAGGGGUUAUACUGAAAUAGUCCGUUUAUUGUUAGAAAACGGUGCAGAUCCAAAUCAGCGUGACUGUAUAGGAAACACACCAUUGCAUCUAGCCACAGUUAAUAGCAAAUUAUCAGUAGUAACACUGCUCUUAACAGCUGGUACUGAUGUUCUCGCAUUAGAUUCCUAUGGUUACAAUCCACUGCAAUUAGCGAAAACCAAAUUAAGAAUGUUACAACGAAAUUGUAAUAAUGAGGACAUGCUUGAGAUCAAGGAGGAGAUGCAUAAUGUAAUUAAUAUGUUAAUGGCAUAUCUGCAAAAGCAGAAGAAUAUGCGAGAACAAGUAGAAACAUUGAGCAAUUUCUGUUCACGGCUUUCUUUAUCCAAUACCUCAGAUCAGGUUCAGGAUAAUGUUAAAGAUUUACUAGCAAAUAUAAAUGCUCUUAGUAUAACUGAUUAGUCGAAUAUAACUGAUUUAUUACGACGAAGAUAAGCUAUUGUAAUAUUAUAC
This is a messenger RNA of Cyphomyrmex costatus, 1392 nucleotides long. Its product is annotated as ankyrin repeat domain-containing protein 54. Gene Ontology annotation, molecular function: protein binding. NCBI's taxonomy places the organism in Eukaryota, Metazoa, Arthropoda, Insecta, Hymenoptera, Formicidae. The record is from RefSeq and is a predicted model, not a curated record. The coding region runs from base 274 to 1341 and encodes 355 amino acids. The transcript has 3 exons.